Messenger RNA from Musca vetustissima, 3594 nucleotides. Its product is annotated as disintegrin and metalloproteinase domain-containing protein 10-like. Gene Ontology annotation, biological process: Notch signaling pathway; membrane protein ectodomain proteolysis. Gene Ontology annotation, cellular component: plasma membrane. The transcript has 9 exons. NCBI's taxonomy places the organism in Eukaryota, Metazoa, Arthropoda, Insecta, Diptera, Muscidae. Gene Ontology annotation, molecular function: metalloendopeptidase activity. The coding region runs from base 1 to 3594 and encodes 1197 amino acids. The record is from RefSeq and is a predicted model, not a curated record.
AUGAGUCACAACCGUUUGAACGAAUACAUAUCGCAUUAUGAAACACUUAGUUAUGAUCAUCAACACAUACGCGCUAGUCACCAUAGAGCCCGGCGAUCAGUGACCAAAGAUCAUUAUGUAUAUUUAAAAUUUCAAGCACAUGGAAGAGACUUCCAUAUUAGAUUAAAACGUGAUUUACAAACAUUUAGCGAUAAGUUAGAGAUAAUUGAUAGCAAUGGCCCUUUGGAUGUAUCCACGGAUCACAUAUAUGAGGGCCACGUGAUAGGGGACCGUAAUAGCUAUGUAUUCGGUUCCAUAUUGGAUGGUGUAUUUGAGGGUAAAAUUAUUACCGAACGUGAUGCCUAUUAUGUUGAACAUGCCAAACGUUAUUUUCCAACAAAUUUUACAACAACAACAACACAACCAGAAAUGCAAUCGUUGCAUAGUACUGAUACCAAUAGUUCAUCAACAACAACGUCGACCACGACGACAACAACAACUACUACGACGACGACAACUACAACCACAACAGAAACUCCCACAGUCAAGUCGACAAAACCUAAAUCCAUAAUCGAACAUCACGAUGAAGCUGUGAAAAAUGUUGGCUUCCAUUCGGUUAUCUAUAAGGAGUCGCAUGUCGACGAUGCCUACAAGGAUGUGCGAGAGGGCCAUGCAGCCGGUUGCGGUAUUACUGAUGAAGUAUCCCAAUGGAUGGAGAAUAUACAAAAUUCAGCCGUAGAAGAAUUACCCGAACCCAUGUCAAAGGAUAUUAAAACUCCCAAGAAGCGUACACCGCCAACCCAACAAGAAGUGGAAGAUAGAAUCGUUCUUUUGAACGAUGAUGAUGAUGCGGACGAAGAUAAUCGCUCCGCUUCCACGACUAUAACCAAAGACCACAGUAAAAGCGGUGGACGCCAUGGCGGCAGUAAAAAACAGAAGAGAAACAACAACAACUCAACUACCACAUCCUCUGAUGCACAACCACCGAAAAAAUAUGCCAACAACCACUACCGCAACAGUAACAACAACAAUGGUGCCACAGAUGAUUUCAACUAUCCCUAUGUAAAAUACACCAAAGAAGCAAAUGCACGAUUCGAGGAGGAGGACGAUUAUGAUGGUACCACUGCGGGUGCCGGUGCCAGCGGUUAUUUUUAUGAUCCCGAAACGGGACGUCGUUAUCAACCCACCGACAAUGAUUGGCAUGAGCGUGUCCAUGAACGUGUACGUCGUUCAUCGGGCUCAUCGCCACGGCGUGAAGAUAAUAAGAAUACCUGUUCGCUGUAUAUACAAACGGAUCCAUUGAUUUGGCGUCAUAUACGUGAUGGAAUCGCUGAUCACGAUCGCACCCACAAAUACGAACGUGACAUAAAAACCCGUGAGGAAAUUACCUCGUUAAUAGCCCAUCAUGUCACAGCGGUUAAUUAUAUUUAUCGCAACACCAAAUUCGAUGGACGCACCGAACAUCGUAAUAUACGCUUUGAGGUACAACGCAUCAAAAUUGAUGAUGACUCAGCCUGCCGUUCCUCCUAUAACGGGCCCCAUAAUGCCUUUUGCAAUGAACAUAUGGAUGUUUCGAAUUUCCUUAAUCUCCAUUCAUUAGAGGAUCAUUCGGACUUCUGUUUGGCCUAUGUAUUCACCUAUCGUGAUUUUACCGGUGGCACUUUGGGUUUGGCCUGGGUGGCCAGUGCCUCUGGAGCCUCAGGAGGUAUUUGUGAAAAAUAUAAAACCUACACGGAGACAGUGGGUGGUCAAUAUCAAAGUACCAAGAGGUCGCUGAAUACCGGCAUCAUCACCUUUGUCAACUAUAAUAGUCGGGUGCCGCCCAAGGUUUCACAGCUGACACUGGCCCAUGAAAUUGGGCAUAAUUUUGGAUCACCGCACGACUACCCCCAAGAAUGCCGUCCGGGCGGCAUGAACGGCAAUUACAUUAUGUUCGCCAGUGCCACAUCCGGUGAUCGUCCCAACAACUCAAAAUUCUCCUCCUGUUCCAUACGGAAUAUAUCCAAUGUCCUCGAUGUUCUUGUGGGCAAUAUGAAACGUGAUUGUUUCAAGGUAUCCGAGGGAGCCUUCUGUGGCAAUAAAAUCGUGGAACAAGGUGAAGAAUGCGAUUGCGGCUUCAAUGAGGAUGAAUGCAAGGACAAAUGUUGCUAUCCUCGUCUAAUUAGCGAAUAUGACCUCUCCUUGAAUAGUUCAGCUCGAGGUUGCACGCGACGUGCCAAGACCCAAUGCUCACCCUCCCAGGGCCCAUGCUGUCUGCCCAACUCCUGCACUUUUGUACCCUCGAACUAUCAUCAAAAAUGUAAAGAGGAAACUGAAUGUUCCUGGUCGAGUAGCUGCAAUGGCACCACAGCUGAGUGCCCUGAACCCAAGCCACGCGAUGAUAAGACAAAAUGUAACAACGGCACUGCUCUAUGUAUACGCGGCGAGUGUUCCGGCUCCAUAUGCCUGUUGUGGAAUAUGUCCGAAUGCUUUUUAACCUCACAACAGCAGCCGCAUGUCGACAAACGUAAACUCUGUGAAUUGGCCUGUCAGAAUGGCAAUGACACCACGACAUGCCGUAGUACAUCUGAAUUUGCUCAUCUAUUUGGUUUACCCGAGGGCGGUAUCAGUCUGCGCCCUGGGUCACCGUGUGAUAAUUUCCAAGGUUACUGUGAUGUGUUCCUGAAAUGUCGUGCCGUCGAUGCUGAUGGUCCAUUGUUGCGACUCAAAAAUCUUCUACUCAACAAGGAGACCCUAUUGACGGUGGCCCAAUGGAUAACGGAGAAUUGGUAUAUUGUGGUACUGCUGGGCAUUGCAUUUAUUAUUGUUAUGGGUAUAUUUAUCAAAUGUUGUGCCGUGCAUACGCCCAGUUCAAAUCCUAAAAAGAGAAGAGCCCGUAGAAUCUCCGAAACCUUAAGAGCUCCCAUGAAUACAAUAAGGAGAAUGCGCCAUCCCCAUGGCCGCAGUGCUGGCCCGCGCAGCAUACCACCGCCAGUGCACGACAGUCGUGCCCAUCAUCGCAACUAUCCACCCGAAUGGGAUCGUCAUCAUCGUUCAGGUGCUGUCAGCAGUGGCGCCGCUGGUGCUGUUCCCCUACCCUCGUCUAGCAGUAAUCAUGCCAGUCGUGUGGCGGCGGCCGCUUCUUCUUCAUCAAGACCCUCAGGUGGUGGUGCUGGUCGCAGUUCACGUUCCAACGGAUCUCGGCAACCAAGCAGUUCACGUUCAGCUGGACAACAUGGGUAUGCUGAUAUACCACCACCGGGUGGUUUGGGUCCAUCACCAACAGGUGGUGGCGGUGCUGGUGGUUUACAUAUGGGUGGUGGUGGUGCAGCCAUGGCUGCUGGGUCGGGUUCAUCAACUAGUGGUUUAUCACGUGCCCAAAUGCCUUUACCCGCCCUGCCGUCCAAUGCACAAACGCAACAACAGCAACAACAACUGCCACAUCAAGCUUAUUAUGCGCCGAAAGUUGACAUACGCAAUAAAUCCCGAUCAUCACGUAUAAACACCUCGUCCUCCUCCUCUACAGCGGCGGCGGCGACUUCGAAUAGCAAACAUGGCGCUCACAAAGAACACAAAUGCAAAGAUCAGGCAAACAGUCAAAAGCCCUCGAGUAAAAGUCGACGUAUUGUCUAUUAG